AUGUUUGAAGAGAUCCCCUCACGCUCGACUGAUGCCGUAGAGGUCACUGCAGGUUCGACCUUGAACCAGUCCCAAAAGCCUCAAGCAAAAACAGAUUCUAAGUUACCGAGUGCACGCCAAAGCCGAUCCAUCGACAUAUUUAAACGCUUCCCCCUCUCGCCAACCAAAGGACUGAAGGAUCUGGCCGUCCAAGAGAUAACAAAUCGCAAGGAAGCCGAUGAGCCUGUAAAGAAAACCAAGGUCCGCGAACGCAAGAUGCAACGAGAGGCAAAAGAUAAGGUGAGGGAGGAGAAAAGAAACGUGAGCAAAAAACGGGCCCGACAAUACGAAGAACAAAAGAAAUUGCAAAAGGCAGAGGAGAAGAGAGUUCGAACGCUUUACAUGGAUGGAACAGCAUGA
Molecule: messenger RNA, 399 nt
Organism: Rhinocladiella mackenziei CBS 650.93
Lineage: Eukaryota; Fungi; Ascomycota; Eurotiomycetes; Chaetothyriales; Herpotrichiellaceae
Exons: 2
Coding region: 1-399 (132 amino acids)
Source: RefSeq, a predicted model, not a curated record